Salvelinus sp. IW2-2015 is the source of this 5086-nucleotide messenger RNA. Its product is annotated as mitogen-activated protein kinase kinase kinase 11. The record is from RefSeq and is a predicted model, not a curated record. Gene Ontology annotation, molecular function: protein binding; protein kinase activity; ATP binding. Gene Ontology annotation, cellular component: cytoplasm. Gene Ontology annotation, biological process: protein phosphorylation; signal transduction. Lineage: Eukaryota; Metazoa; Chordata; Actinopteri; Salmoniformes; Salmonidae.
GUUCGAGAACGGGACGAGGGAAGACUGCUUAAGGAAGAGGGGACAUGAUAACAAAUAUUAAUGAAUCAAUUAUGACAUUGAUAAUAACGACGAGCUUGCCAGGGCUUGGCACUAAAGUAUCGUUACGCACAAUACAGGAUUUGUUUUUGGUGUGCGUUUCUCUUUUAGAAAAAGUAGACUCCUAAGCAGGUUUGUACAACUCUUCCUGUUGCGAACUAGGUGGAUAUCAAGUUCUUAUUGAAAAUACAUACGUGUACAAUUAAGACAUUGUAUGUCACCAUCGGGUAAGACAGCAAAUAUGGAUACAGUUGCGCAAACGGGUGCGGGAUUUGUUGACAACGCAUAGAAGUUUUGGCCAGACACCGUUAUUCGUGCUCAUGGUUUAGGGCGAGUUGGUAAGCUUUGAAACUUGUCGUAAAGCACGGGGUUCUCAGGACUAAAUGCGCCUUUCCUGCUAUUCUUCUCCUCUUCUCAGCGCUUCCUGCUUAUGGUGGCCACCGCACUUCAUGGCUAAAAAUGCAGAACUCAAAAUGGACAACUAAACGGAGUUGAACUCUUCCGUUGGGUUAUUAUUGUCCAUGUUCUGGAUAUUCUACAACCACCUGAUGCUCAUUUUGGUAUGAUGUGAUCCAUCCUGGGUUCUACACUGUCGUGGUUUUGCUAUAUUUGAAUAAGUCAUCCUUUAUUUCAUAUCUCAAGAAGCAGCACCUAAUCAUUGGUCAAUAUGUGACAAUUUGUGGUAUAGUUAUAGAGUAAUUAAGUGAGCUAUGUACUCAAACCGCGCAUUGAGAAACCACACCACAACAGUCGAGUAGAAAUUAGCUUUAUGGAGACAAUUCUGCCUUUUUACACAUUGGCACACUUGGUAGGACUGGUCACAUCCAUGGCCUUUGUUUGAUUGUUGCCAACUCUAAUGGAAACAUAUGCAGUCCAUGUCAGGUUGCAUGAGAGACAUUUUUUAUCCUGUUGUCUUUGAACACGGUUGUGUUCCUGUUGGCCAGGCCUUUGAACAAAUUUCAUUGGUCCCUGAUGAGCCAACUAGACACAGACGAACAGGAGAGAGGCGCAAUAAAGUACAUUAUUGUACUUUAUUUUCAAAACCACACAGAAUCAAACCCAGUGUCUGAACAUCUGUUCAUUGCGGCUCCAUGGAGCCGCUGAAGAACAUUUUUACCCGCGGCCCGCUGUCGAACUGGAAAGGUCUGGAUCAAUCACAAAAAGGGAACUUCACCAAUCCCGUGUGGACGGCUUUAUUCGACUAUGAGGCCUCCGGUAAAGACGAGCUCACCCUCCACAAAGGUGACCUGGUGGAAGUUCUGUCACUGGACUCUGAGAUAUCUGGUGACGAGGGCUGGUGGGCGGGCAAGGUCAACAAUAAAGUGGGAAUCUUUCCCUCGAACUACGUCUCCUUCAAGCCUCCUUCAUAUGGGAAACUGCAGGGCAAUGGAGUUGGCGUGGUUGGGGAGCUUGGGCCAGCCGUAGUGGGGGUGGGGGAGUUUGAACCCGAGGCCGUGGAUUUCAGGGAACUGAGCCUCGAGGAGGUCAUUGGGGUCGGCGGCUUCGGCAAGGURUAUCGCGGUACGUGGAGAGGUGGGCUGGAGGUCGCCGUGAAGGCGGCCCGCCAGGACCCAGACGAGGACAUCAGCGUGACGGCCCAGAACGUGCGCCAGGAGGCCCGGCUGUUUGCCAUGCUCACUCACCCCAACAUCAUCGCCCUCAAAGGGGUUUGCUUACAGGAACCCAACUUGUGCCUCAUCAUGGAGUAUGCGUCCGGUGGCCCGCUGAGCCGUGCGCUGGCUGGGCGCCGCAUCCCGCCGCAUGUCUUGGUCAACUGGGCAGUACAGAUUGCUAGAGGGAUGCUCUACCUGCACACAGAGGCCAUCGUUCCUGUCAUCCAUCGUGACCUCAAGUCUAACAACAUCCUCCUGGCCCAGCCUAUGGAGAAUGAUUGUAUGGAAGGGAUAACUCUGAAGAUCACAGACUUUGGCCUGGCACGGGAGUGGCACAAGACCACCAAGAUGAGCACAGCGGGCACCUACGCCUGGAUGGCACCGGAGGUCAUCAAGUCCUCCACCUUUUCCAAGGGCAGUGACGUCUGGAGCUACGGUGUUGUAUUGUGGGAGUUGCUGACAGGGGAGGUUCCCUACAGAGGGAUAGAUGGUCUGGCAGUGGCCUACGGAGUGGCCGUUAACAAACUCACCCUCCCCAUCCCCUCCACCUGCCCAGAACCCUUCGCCCAGCUCUUGGCAGAGUGCUGGGAUCAGGACCCACACCUCAGGCCCAACUUUGCCUCCAUCUUGGUUCAGCUAACUGCUCUUGAGAGGCAGGUGGUGGAGGAGAUGCCUCAGGACUCCUUUCAUUCCCUACAGGAGGACUGGAAACUGGAGAUCCAGGACAUGUUUGAUGAGCUCAGAGCCAAGGAGAAGGAGCUGCGUUGUCGCGAGGAGGAGCUGAAGCGCGCGGCGGUGGAGCAGAAGUCUCACGAGGAGUUCCUGAGGCAGAGGGAGCAGCAGCUGGCCCAGUGGGAACAGGAUGUGUUUGAGAGGGAGCUCAGUCUCCUCAUCCUGCACAUGAACAACCAGGAGAAGCCCAACGUCAAGAAGAGGAAGGGAACCUUCAAGAAGCACAAGUUGAAGGGCAGCAAGAACGGAGAGAAGAUCAGCAUGCCUCAAGACUUUAUCCAUAAGAUCACUGUCCAGGCGUCUCCGGGGCUGGAGAAGAGACGCAACUCUCCCGAUCUGGGCACCGGCACCUCUCCCUCAUUCGGCCCACGCUUCCGAGCAAUCCAACUCAGCCCUAGUGAGAACAGCAGGGCGUUUGGUCUGAGCUCCAUGUGGCCCCUAGAGGUCCCUCCACACAACAAGCAGGCCAACGGGGACCGGCUGGGGCCCCACUGGAGGCCCCAGAGCCCUAAGAGCCCCAAAGUCCUCCGCCUCAGCCCACAGGAGAGCAGCAGUUAUGUAUGUUCCAGUCUUUCAAUGAGAGCCAAGCUUCUGGACAUGGACAGCAAUGAGAACGGAGAAUCCAAGGAUGACUUUGAGGAGUACAGACCCUCCACGCCUGUCCAAAACGGCUCCUCGGUGAAGGAGCCCCCAAGGUCUACUCUCCCUCAGGGGGACUCGGGUAUCGAGGAGGGGCUGGAGGGGGGCUCCCCGGCCGGCUCCCCCAGGCCUGAGCACCGCUCCCUGGGAGGCUUGCUGAGGAGCACCCACCGGGCCCUACUGGGUGGCGGCUCCCUCCUAGCCUCUGUGGCCCUGGGACGACACCUGGACGUGCCUCACAUCCCCCCCAKGGUUCCCCCCCGGACUAAUCCCCCGCCCCUGGACCACCACCACCUUCUGCAGGAGGUCCCAAUCACGGCCCUCAAAAUCCCCUCCUCGGACCCCCCGGUGGUGGAUGACCUUGUAACCUUCUCCAACUUGGAGCACCUCCCCCGGCCCCUCUUUGACUUCCCCUGCGCCCUUCACGCCCCCGGGGUGAAGCCUCUGCCACUCACGCCACCUCCGCCUCACCCCCGGGAGAGGGCCUGCCACAGGCACGCCCAGACCCCUCAGAGCCCCCGGAGCCCCCAUUACCAGGUCCAGAGGCAGGCUAGCCCAGCAGAGUGGGCGCCGUCCCACCACCACACCAACGGGGAGGCAGGCUGUGACGCCUGGGGCCAGGGGUCAGACAGGAGGAGGAGGUCCAGCCAAGGCCUUCUCUCUGCCUCUCAACUAGGCCUGGACCUCCCCAUGUGCCAGGACAGUCUGGAGUCAGAAGACAAUCCCUUGGCGGUCCCCUUCUCUCUUUUCCCUGACCCUCGCCUCUGGAGCCCCAAAACACGUCGCCUGGAGGUCAACGUUAUCCCCCGCCCGCGCCCCUCCCCCAUCCGACCCCGCAUCGACCCCUGGAGCUUCAUCUCUGCUGGGGGUGGUGGCGGAGCGUUCGGUGGUGCCCGCAGCCCUCGACGGUCAGAUAGCCACCCAUUGGGGUACCAGCCCUCACCCACCAACCCCUUCACGAACUGUGACCCCUUCCCCUCCCCAGACUGCGACCCAUUCUCCCUGAGAGCCGACCCAUUGUCAGGCAUUACGCCCGACACGCCCUCGCCCUUUGACCCCUUCUCGCCACCGUUCCCCACCUCCCGCUCGGCGCCCUGCUCCACCAACGGGUCCCCAACCCUGCCCACGUUCCGGGUGGCGCCUCUGAACCCGGCCGACUCGCCGCUUAUCGACCUGGGCUGGGCGGCGGUGUGCAGGGUCAAGCCCCUGGAGGUCACCAAAGAGAAGACACGACCCAGGAGGACUCUGGGACUCAAGCCCUUCAAGUCCCCCACGCAACCCAGAGACGAUCGCUUCUAAACUAAACCUCCGACCUUGCCUUUCUCAUAACACAGAGUUUAUACACGUGUUCUUUUAAGGAAUGCGGCCCCAGCCCCCUAAAUGGACAGGUACAGGUUGUGUAUAUCCUGUCUUAGGAAUGAGGAGGAUUUGGAGUCCUAUUCAAAACAAAAAAUGCACAUGUGUGGACAAUACGAAGCUGAAAUGGGGUGCCCAAACAGUGGAGUGGUUUCGUGUUGCCUUAGAAACCAACAAGGAAGCUAAGCCUGCCUGCCAUCUAGCUCAGUGACACUGGAUUGUGGGAGUGGAUUUCUGUGCACAACAAACCAAUGUCUGAUGCCCAUUUUAUUCCAGAGGAUUUCUCUCACAUAUAUUUUGGAGAGUCCGAUUGGUGGGCUUCUCCAGACUCAAUCAGACGUCCCUCUAUCACUUCCACUCGUCUCUCUUACUACUUUUUGAAGUGUGUGGACAAUACGAAGCUGAAAACAGCAGCUUGCUUUAUCUGUAGCUCUGAAAGCAUUCAGGGCCUUGGACAUUUAGAGUGCAAUUUGCUUUAUGAAGCAUUUUAAAAGGUUUCUGGUCUUGAGUGGUGAACCUACUUCAGAAUCUAUUUUCUAUGAUUAGGCUGAAAUGUGCAAAGGACUAGGAGCUAAGUGAAGCUAGGUGCAAGAUAUGACGAUGAUUCUUGUCUUACCCUCGACAAACAAACAAAAAGUCUCAAGCGUGUUUGUCUCUCUCUUUGCAAUAAACAACAUGUGAUGGGUCAA